AUGGCCUCGACUGACCGCAGUACAGCUGCGGAGUCGAGCGACACCAGGGACGAUUCCCCGCAGGACGACACCUAUGCCGCUCCCUACGGUCGCUCCUGCUUAGACUGCUCACAGGCCAAGUGCAAGUGCAUCUACUCCAAAGCCAACGGGAAAUGUCAGAGGUGCCAACGCUUGGACAAGGAAUGCCGUCAGCCCGCUACUACCCGCCGCUCGACCACACGAAGAUCAGCCGUCUCUAAGAGCACAUCGAAGACAAACCGGCUGGAGGAUAAGAUAGAGAACCUGGUUGCGCUGCUCCGGGCAGGCAUACAUCCUGCAAAUGCUUCUACAAGUUUACUCAGAGAGCUGGCGCAAUUACCCGAGAACCAGAAGUCCACCGGCAUCAAUGCUGUGUCGCCACCAGGCCAUUCUGACAUCUCUAUGAAUAGCUCAGGACCUAGCUCCGUUUACACACGCCUCACGAAUGGCACAGAGUCGACACCAGAAGCUAGCCUGUCGGACGGCGGAGGAGGCUCGUUAUCGACAGGCGUCUCAGCCGAGCAUGAAAUGGAGCCAACAGGCGUUCAGGCAGAGGAAUAUUUUACUGUGUUUCUCACUCAAAUGCUACCGUACUUUCCGUGCAUAUACGUUCCACCAGGCACUACUGCGCAGAAGCUCCGUCGUGAUAAACCUUUUACAUGGGUUUGUAUCAUGGCUAUCGCGUCCAAAAGCAGCGCACAACGUCGCAUUCUCUUUGAUCGAAUCAAACAAACGGUUGCGCAAAGAUUAGUGCAUGAAUACACCUGUCGCGAACUUGAUAUGCUUCAAGGGAUUCUCCUAUAUCUUGGGUGGUCCAAUCAGCAAGUCUACAACAAAGCCAACAUAUACGUAUUUGCACAGUUAGCAAUGGGAAUCGUCUACGAAAUGGGUCUAUUCAACCCAGAAGCGAAGGGGAAGCAUAUGUUGCUUUGUGUUCAUCCUGAGCCGCACGAGAACCGUACGGCACCCCCGCGCCAGGUUAUGGAGGAGCGCAGAGCUGUUCUGGGAAUCGCAACCUUUCUGCAGCAGAGUGACUCUUUGCGGUGGACACCUCAUUUGGAAGACUGUCUUCGCCUCCUUGAAGAGCAGCAAGAGUGUGCCAAUGACGGAAUUCUUGUGCAGCAAGUUCGACUUCAAUUAGUCACGGACAGGCUCAGUUUGGGUAGUAGGUAUGGAGGUUCAGCGAGCGUUGAGUCGAUGCGACCGUCGCCUUCCGUUCCACAGACCAUCUACGAUGCCUGUUACUCAUCUGCUCUAGAAAUUGUCCUCUUGCAUCAUUACAACACCUCGCUGAGUCUCUAUGAAUCUGCGCUCCCAAAGGGUGCCAUUUCAUCAACUGUUAAUGUGACGUACGAGCACCUUGACUACCUGUAUGGUUGCCUCGACGCCACAAAGUCGUGGUUUGAUGUAUUCCUGAGCAUACCGCCCGGGGAAUACAUUGGAUUUACCUUCGCCGUGUUCGCCCAAAUGGUCCAGAAUCUGGCCACUCUCUUCCAGCUCUCCACUCUGGAGAGUUCACUUUGGGAUACGACUAAUGUUCGACGAACGGCCGAUAUCUUACAGAUUUUGGACACGAUCGUCAGCAAUAUGAGCCUAGUUGCGACCAUUAAUGGCCUGGAUGGAGAUCCUGGAGCAGAUAUCUUCUCUACAAUAGCUCAGACAUAUCACGCCGUCCGCGUGGGAUGGGAAACCAGGCUCUUUACUAACCCCAUAAGUUCAUCUGUGGUGGAUUCAGUCCCACAACUUAAUCACACUCUUCCCGAUAUCCUCACUACCCCGGCUGAUCCUUUACCACUGAUUGGGGAUAAUGAUUGGUUGACAGAUGCGCUGAACACCAUGAACCGCAAUGAGAAUGGAUGA
Messenger RNA from Aspergillus niger, 1878 nucleotides. RefSeq lists its product as uncharacterized. Gene Ontology annotation, cellular component: nucleus. Bases 1 to 1878 code for a protein of 625 amino acids. Lineage: Eukaryota; Fungi; Ascomycota; Eurotiomycetes; Eurotiales; Aspergillaceae. Gene Ontology annotation, molecular function: transcription cis-regulatory region binding; DNA-binding transcription factor activity, RNA polymerase II-specific; zinc ion binding. Gene Ontology annotation, biological process: regulation of DNA-templated transcription. The record is from RefSeq and is a predicted model, not a curated record. The transcript is spliced from 5 exons.